AAAGCACACAAUACCAUAAAAGUAAAUAGGCACAUCACAUGCGUAGGGAAAAUUAUUUCGCGAUUAUUUUCUGAUCCUCUGGCAUUCAAAGAAGCUUCUGCAGCACCAAGCUUUUUGCUACCUGCCCCAGCCUGAGCUACUACAGGCCUAGUUGCACCUACACCUUUUCCCACUCACUAGUAAACACCCCUGGACCAUCUGCACCAAUCUGAAAUGAUGGACAUACUCAAGCCCAAUUGCAGUGCUCCAGAAGCCAAGUACCAGUAUCAGCUCUUCCCAGCGGUCUACAGCAUUGCUUUGAUUCUGGGACUACCGGGUAACCUGGCUGCCUUGUAUUUCUUUAUCUCCAAGAUCACUUCUCGCGUCUCCUCCUUCAGUGUGUUCAUCAUAAAUCUAGCUCUGGCAGACACAGUGAUACUCUGCACCUUACCCUUUCGCAUCCACUACCACAUUAAUAAAAACAACUGGGUGUUUGGAGACAUAGCUUGUCGCGUCACAGGGGUACUGUUUUACGCCAAUAUUUACAUGAGCAUCUGCUUUAUGACCUGUAUCUGUGUGGACCGCUAUAUAGCCACUGUACACCCGCACACCUAUGUGAGACAUCGCAACUCCUGCUGUUCUGUUGCAGUGAGUGCUGCACUCUGGGGAGUCACUGGAGUUUCUGUGUUGGCCUUUAUCCUCAUGGGACCAUUAGAAACCAAACCGGUCAAUGGGUCCCUUCGCCGUAGCUGCUUUGAAAACAUGGCCCAGGACGAGUGGGACAGACGUCUUGCACCAUACAGUCUGCUGGGCCUGGUGUUUGGCUGUCUGCUGCCCUCUGUGAUCAUCCUGGUGUGCUACCCACUAGCUCUGAGGCGCAUCUCUGCAAUAGGAACGAAAACGGCCUCCAGAGCUGUGAGAGUCAUCUACACCAUAAUGGCCAUCACUGUACUCUGCUUCCUGCCAUACCACGUGGUUCACUUCCUGCACCUGCUUCGACGACUGGGGGUCAUCCAGGACUGCACCAGGGCCAAUGCCAUCUACGAUGCCAGGCGGGUGACCAUGGCCCUCAUCAUCCUCAACACGUGCCUGGACCCCAUGCUUUACUGCGUCACUACGAGUCACUUCAAAUGGAAAUCUUUUAGGUUCAACUGGCUCUGGUACAGAGUUAGGAGGAGCAGGGAGGUAUAUACCAUUGCAGUAAGCUAGGUGAAUC
Messenger RNA from Lampris incognitus (smalleye Pacific opah), 1195 nucleotides. RefSeq names its product lysophosphatidic acid receptor 6. Gene Ontology annotation, molecular function: oxysterol binding; G protein-coupled receptor activity. Gene Ontology annotation, biological process: G protein-coupled receptor signaling pathway. Lineage: Eukaryota; Metazoa; Chordata; Actinopteri; Lampriformes; Lampridae. Bases 214 to 1188 code for a protein of 324 amino acids. The transcript has 2 exons. Gene Ontology annotation, cellular component: membrane. The record is from RefSeq and is a predicted model, not a curated record.